AUGUCAUCAUUUGCGCACUUGAUCGAUAGCGAUCAGGCGUGGGACCCAAAUUCUGCGCGAUCAUUCCAGCAUUUUGGUCCAGCACCCGGAGAGUUAUCUGCGCCGCACCAUGUAACUUCCGCUUCCACUGCGGAUUGGGCGGAUGCACCGGUCAAGAGGCCGUUCGCCAAUAUUAUACACCCUGAAAAUCCAGACGGCUCUCAGGGCAGUCAGAAGCAUUUGGUCGAAUCAACGCUAGACACCCAAGGGUCCUUCAAUGACAGCGGGAAUGAAGACGAUCCUGGAGAUAAGCAGCGUGAUUCAAAGAGGCCACGUAUGGCCAUUUCUUGCUCUGAAUGCAGACGACGAAAAAUUAAGUGCGAUCGCAAUGUCCCUUGUAUGGCAUGCGUGAAGAGAGGUGUGCCUGGCUCGUGUAGAUGGGAAAAUGCAAAGGUCGAACCGUCACCACAGCCAUUCGCUUUAAAAACCCAAGUGGAUGAAUUACAGAGGCGUCUCGAUACUCUCCAGGAGACGCUACAAGUACUGCCUUCGCAGAUUGCUCAAGCAGUGAUUGGCGCUCAGCAACAGUCAGGUACACCUGCAACCCAAUCGAAACCCAACGUCGAUCAUGAUGUUACCACAAAUAUACCUCGAGAAGCAGCAACCAACAAGGCAGAAGCCAGCAGUGCCACUUCUACAGGCUCAAAUGGUUCAAGAGCUUCUAUUUCUACCUCUAAUCCUAAUCCUACUAUGCAUUCUAAUGGUGGUGCUUCGAAGGGCGUGACCGAUUUCUAUGAUGAUGCGGCUGAAAAUGCAGCCGUAGUCCUGGAGAGUAUCGCCUUCAACCCUCAAGCAAACGAGCCCGGUAGUGGGCAUGGGUCAAUGACCUCUCACGAAUAUUGGAGAGGCAACAUGCUUACCCCUGCCUCCGGGGCAGCAUUAGCUGGGACUGCAAAAGAUGACCCACAUUCGAAACAUGGCCAAAGCCAGCAGCAGAUUCAGGAGCUCACCUCGGCCCUGACUAGCGUCAUAGCACCGCCAUGGGACAUCGCGCUUGAUCGAUAUAACCCUUUGUUGAUGCAACAACGAGGUUUUGAGUCAGACAAUCACCAGGAGCUUCUCAAAAACAGGUUUGAUGCUAUGCAUAGCAUUCUUGAACAUCUACCAACUUUACGCCAGAGCUACUAUCUGGCUGAACAAUACAAUAAUAUCCUCCAUUGGCGGUCCCGCAUUUUGCAGUGA
Messenger RNA from Penicillium longicatenatum, 1221 nucleotides. RefSeq names its product Zn(II)2Cys6 transcription factor domain-containing protein. Gene Ontology annotation, biological process: regulation of DNA-templated transcription. Gene Ontology annotation, molecular function: DNA-binding transcription factor activity, RNA polymerase II-specific; zinc ion binding. The record is from RefSeq and is a predicted model, not a curated record. NCBI's taxonomy places the organism in Eukaryota, Fungi, Ascomycota, Eurotiomycetes, Eurotiales, Aspergillaceae. The transcript has a single exon. Bases 1 to 1221 code for a protein of 406 amino acids.